This is a messenger RNA of Drosophila simulans, 1326 nucleotides long. It is a transcript of the gene Fib, whose product is annotated as rRNA 2'-O-methyltransferase fibrillarin. Lineage: Eukaryota; Metazoa; Arthropoda; Insecta; Diptera; Drosophilidae. The transcript has 3 exons. Gene Ontology annotation, biological process: rRNA methylation; box C/D sno(s)RNA 3'-end processing. The record is from RefSeq and is a predicted model, not a curated record. Gene Ontology annotation, cellular component: box C/D methylation guide snoRNP complex; nucleolus; small-subunit processome. Bases 123 to 1160 code for a protein of 345 amino acids. Gene Ontology annotation, molecular function: RNA binding; histone H2AQ104 methyltransferase activity; rRNA methyltransferase activity.
CUGCGGUCACACUCCCGCACACACGUGUUUUUCUUUUCAAGCGUUUUGGUUGCCGCGUGUUAACGGACUCAAUCACAUUUCGUCGAAAGUUGUAUUAAAAAGUGCAAGUACAGCAGCAUAAAAUGGGCAAACCAGGAUUUAGUCCACGCGGUGGUGGUGGCGGCGGCGGAGGAGGAGGAGGAGGUGGAUUCCGUGGUCGUGGUGGCGGCGGCGGCGGAGGAGGCGGCGGAUUUGGAGGCGGCCGUGGACGCGGUGGCGGCGGCGAUCGCGGUGGCCGUGGAGGAUUCGGUGGUGGCCGUGGAGGAGGUGGUCGCGGUGGUGGUGGCGGCGGCGGUCGUGGUGCCUUCGGAGGACGUGGCGGCGGCGGUGGUCGCGGUGGCGGCGGCCGUGGAGGCGGCGGUCGCGGCGGAGGAGGACGUGGUGGUGGUGCUGGCGGCUUCAAGGGCGGCAAGACCGUCACCAUCGAGCCGCAUCGUCACGAGGGAGUGUUCAUUGCCCGCGGCAAGGAGGACGCUCUGGUCACCAGGAACUUUGUACCCGGCUCCGAAGUCUACGGCGAGAAGCGCAUCUCUGUUGAGACCAAUGGCGAGAAGAUUGAGUACCGCGUGUGGAAUCCCUUCCGCUCCAAGCUGGCUGCCGCCGUUCUGGGUGGCGUCGAGCAGAUUCACAUGCCGCCGGGCUCUAAGGUUCUCUACCUGGGCGCCGCCUCCGGAACGACAGUCUCGCAUGUGUCCGAUGUGGUGGGACCCGAGGGUCUGGUCUACGCCGUGGAGUUCUCACACCGAUCCGGUCGCGAUCUGAUCAACGUGGCCAAGAAGCGCACCAACAUCAUACCCAUCAUCGAGGACGCUCGCCAUCCGCACAAGUACCGCAUGCUGGUGGGCAUGGUGGACACCAUCUUCGCCGACGUUGCCCAGCCGGAUCAGGGCCGCAUUGUGGCGCUGAAUGCCCAGCACUUCCUGAAGAACGGCGGACACUUUGUCAUCUCGAUCAAGGCCUCCUGCAUCGACUCGACGGCGCAGCCCGAGGCGGUAUUCGCUGCCGAGGUGAAGAAGAUGCAGGCGGACAAGCUGAAGCCGCAGGAGCAGCUCACGCUGGAGCCCUACGAGAGAGACCACGCCGUCGUCGUUGGCGUCUACCGACCACCGCCCAAGCAGUGAGAAAUCGUCUUCUGCUGGGUUUAGUUUUAAGGCUAUUGUACUAAUACAGACGAGUUGUAUUAAGUUUCUUUUAAAUAUAAAACCAUAGUUGUAAAGAUAAAUCAAAAUGCACACUAUUUUUGUAGCAGACGUACAAAAUAUACACAAAAACCAAAUGCCAGUGUAA